Messenger RNA from Perca fluviatilis (European perch), 4912 nucleotides. It is a transcript of the gene nrg2a, whose product is annotated as neuregulin 2a. Gene Ontology annotation, molecular function: signaling receptor binding. The coding region runs from base 241 to 2388 and encodes 715 amino acids. Gene Ontology annotation, biological process: intracellular signal transduction; nervous system development; animal organ development. NCBI's taxonomy places the organism in Eukaryota, Metazoa, Chordata, Actinopteri, Perciformes, Percidae. The transcript is spliced from 11 exons. The record is from RefSeq and is a predicted model, not a curated record.
UUGAAACCCAGCAUCAUCCCGCGGUUUCCCCGUUUCAAAGCUGCUGUUUACCCAUUGGAAAUCACUCGAAAAAGCAGCGGAUCCCGAUGGCAUGGACACUUAUGCAAGGUCUGCCGCGCUGCCGCGCUACUGGAGCCUACUUGCUGUCUCUUCAUUCAACCCAGCUCCAUCGCCAUCGCCCCGCAGCCGAGAGAGCCCUGCCGCAACGCGACCAGCGACCACCGAGCCAAAGCAGGCGGCAUGAGGCUUGAUUCAGUACAUUUAUCCAUGCUGGUCAUCGGGGUCUCAUUCGCCUGCUACUCCCCGAGUUUGAAUUCCCUGCAGGACCAGGUUUACAAAUCCGCCGUGGUGAUCGAGGGCAAGGUGCAGUCUACGCCUGUGAACGUCUCCGCGGAGCCCUACCGUGUGAAUGUCAAAGUGCUGGAUGUUUGGCCCCUAAACAGCGGGGGUCUGGAGCGAGAACAGCUCGUCACCGUGGGGGAAUUUGGAUCUGAGGCUCCGUGCACCAAAGUGAAGAAGAACCACAAGUACAUUUUUUUCAUGGACCCUACUGACGAGCCCUUGGUUUUCAAGGCAUCGUUUGCGCCUCGGGACACGAGUGUGAAGAACCUAAAAAAGGAUGUUGGGAAGAUCUUGUGUGAGGACUGCGCUGCGGCUCCAAAGUUAAAACCAAUGAAGAAUCCAAUGAUAGUGGAUGAGGGAAGCAAGCUCAUAGUUAAGUGUGAGGCCACAGGGAGCCCUUUGCCCACCUACAGAUGGUUCAAAGAUGGCAACGAGCUGAAGAAAAGCAAAAAAGUCAAAAUACGGAAUCGCCUGAAAAACUCCACAGUCCAGAUCAGCAGAGCAAAACUGGAGGAUUCUGGGAAUUACACAUGUGUGGUGGAGAACCGGCUGGGAAAGGACAACUCCACUGGCACUGUUAACGUCCAAAGCAUAACCACAACGCCAUCUCCGCGCUCAGGCCACGCCAGAAGAUGCAACGAGACAGAGAAGCCCUACUGUGUGAAUGGCGGCGACUGUUACUUCAUACAUGGUAUAAAUCAGCUCUCCUGCAAAUGUCCGGAUGGAUACUUCGGCCAACGAUGCUUACAGACUGAGCCGCUGCGGUUGUACAUGCCCAAUCCUUUAAAAAAGCAUCUUGGGAUUGAAUUUAUGGAGGCAGAGGAACUCUACCAGAAAAGAGUCCUGACAAUCACGGGUAUUUGUGUGGCUCUGUUGGUGGUGGGCAUCGUGUGUGUGGUUGCCUACUGUAAAACCAAGAAACAAAGAAAGAAGAUGCACAAUCAUCUGCGACAAAACAUGUGUCCAGAACAUCCCAAUCGUAACCUUGCUAACGGACCCAAUCACCCAGGACCAGGCCCAGAGGAAAUCCCUAUGGUAGAUUACAUAUCAAAGAAUAUCCCUGCAACUGAACGAGUCAUACGGCCUGCAACAGAGGGAUCGCUCCCUGCCAGUCAUGCCUCUUCCAGAUCUCACAACUCUUCCACACGAGCCCAUUCAUCAACUCACAGACAUGAGGAACGGACAUGGAGCCUGGAACAUUCUGACAGCAUCCUCUCUGACUCGCCGGGAAUGAUGUCAUCACCCGUGGGGACCAGUAAAUGCAGCAGUCCUGCCUGCAUGGAGGCACGGGCCCGGCGCGCUGCACACUAUGGUUACUCUGACCCUCAUCGGCCGGGCCUGCAGUAUGGAGACUCCUUCGACUCGCUGGGAGACUCUCCGCACAGCGACAGAUAUGUGUCAGCCCUGACGUCACCAGCCCGCCUCUCCCCAGUGGAUUUCCAUUACUCAUUGCCCUCGCAGGUGCCUACCUUUCAGAUCACAUCCCCCAAUGCCAGCCAUGCCAUGUCUCUCCCUCCUGCUGUCCACAACCCCUACCCUCUGGAGGAUGACCAGCCUCUGCUGCGCCGCUACCAGGUGCCCCUUCACGAUGCCCAGUGCCAGGAGCCCUACCAGCAGCAGCGUCGCACCUAUCUAAAUGACAGCAGGGGCAGCCUGCCCUCCAGCCCCUACCGACUGGCUAAAGAAGAAGACUAUGAGACCACCCAGGAAUAUCUCUCCUCUCGGGAGCAACCAAAGAGAAGUGGAUCCAGUGGAACUGGUAGCCGGCGCUGGCGGAGAUCCAGACUGAAUGGCCACGUAGCCCCACGUGGAUAUGAGGCAUCUCGGGACUAUGGGUCUCGAAGCUGCCUAACAGAUAGUGAGUCAGAGGAGGACGGUGAGAGCACGCCCUUCCUCAGUAUGCAGAACAUGAAUGCAGAGCCCUCCACCAUCUACAGGCCGGUGGACAGUCGGACUUCUCACUCAUCGGGGCGGCACAGUGGGCAUGGGAACAUGCCUACAAGACUUACACACUCACGCUCCAAACCGGACAAUACACCUCAUUAGAGUGAAAAUGAACCAACAAAAAUCAAUAUAGUAUAGACCUGCAUCUAUAAGAAAUAUUUUUAUUUUAUAUAACUGACAGAUAUUCUAAACAAAUGAAAUAUUUAUUUUCAUUUUAGCAAAAGUUGUCUACUAGUUAACAGCAAAGACUUUUUUAUAGGGAAAACUCUAUUUAUAUGUACAUUUUGAUUUACAGCAUAAAAAGAUGUGCCAGUUUUUUCACAACGUAAAAAAAUAGAGUAAUAUUGUGGUGCCUUUUGCUGUAUGCCGAUGCCAGAAGGCCAGUGGAGGUUUUGUAGCCUUUCUUAUAUGGACGCCUCAUUUUUUAUACACGUUAUGUUUUUUUUUCCUCUCUGGUUUACUGUUUUACUUUCUUUCCAAGUUGCAUUCUUUGAGGAGUCUAGCCCCACUGGAACAUAACCCCUUCCAUGUCACGCAAUAUAAACCACUUAUACAUAAAGUGUAUGUUUACAUUAAUAUAAUUCACCUGUAGGGUUUAUGAUUUGGGUUCUAAUAGAACGGCUGAUAAAUACUAAGUAGAUCCUUUUUUUCCCUCUGACUAAUGUCUAGUGUGUGUGUGUGUGUGUGUGUGUGUGUGUGUGUGUGUGUGUGUGUGUGUGUGUGCGCAUGCGCGCACGCGCGCACAUGCUGUGUUGUGUUGUGUGUGUCUGUUUGCCAGUUUUGCUUGCAUGUAUUUGUGAUUUUAAGAUGAAUUUCAUUGUGUGUCGUGAUGACAUCAAACGUAUGGGUCUACUGGUGUCUGAAAAAAAGUGUGUCAGAGGUUCACAGAAUAGUGCUUUAUCAGAACAGUGACCCCAAUGUAGGUGGACAGGUAAGGCUGCUGUAGGGUUGUAUGUUAUGCAGGUCAUUGCUUGAUGUGUUUACAACUAUUCUGCCCCUUUCUUAGCCUGCCCCAAAUAAGUCCCUUUUUAUUUCCCAGCAGGUUUUCCUCAUGUUAGUCUGUUAUGAGGCCAACAAACACUGAGCCGCUUGGCACAGGGGGACCCCUGCCAUCAGAGGUGAUGGCAAAACAAAAAGAUUGCAUCUGUUUUCACUCAACUCAGCCCCUAAUCCCAUGCCUCAUCGUCCUUCUGUGUCCAUUCUGUUUUUGUAACUUGUGUUAAAGCCCACACAGUGUCUCAGGAUUUCCACAUGCCCCCCUACCCCCUCCACUUUAAACCCCAUCACCCUCUUCCUCAACUUAAGGUCUACCUAAGACUAUGGUUCUCAGAUAAUAAAGGCCUAAAUGUUAACAUACAGUCUACCAGUUUCCUGAACACCCCCAUACAGAAAGAAGGAAAGUCAAGUGGAAGCAGCUCAGUGGAGAACAGUGCAGAAAAUACUAGACAAUAUACAUGAAAAUAGCUGUGAAACUUUGGAGGAUCAUACAAUGCAAAAAUAUGCAAACUUUCUAUUUUGCUGUUUGAUUACAUCAUUUUCUAAGAGGUGACUGUAGUGUGUUGUGUGUGGGGAAAAAAACAAUGUGAUCCCUAUAGUGUAGAAUGAAAUAACAUGAUAUAAAUGCAUAUUUACAUGAGUUAGUUUUUAAAGCCAUUAUGCAGCCAUCUAUAAAGUUGUCAGCCUUUCUUGUUCACAUACUCGUGUCCAUUGAAUGACUGUGUCCAUGAAUUGUUUUAUCACUUGAUUUAGACCGCUCCACGUUACAGGCACACUUCCAAGUAAUGUCAAAUAGCAUCCAGGUAGUGUCUCCUCCAAAAGUACUGUGUACUGCUUUGUCUUGUUGAAAGAUCUAGUCAUUUCAAAUUUACUCCGUAAAUGAUGAUCAUUUUUAAGCUAAACAUUGAAGCCCCCUGUCCUCCACUGAAGGAAAAGUAAAUAUUUUAAAGGUAAUUUAAGAAAUGUCAAACCCGUUGAAAGUGACUCAGUGAGAGAGAACAGUUGAUGUUUCAUCACUGUUGGUAUGUUUCUACUUCUCAUAAAAAACAAAAACUGUAUGCUGAAUUAUCAGAUUAUUAUUGGUUAAAAAAACUUAAAAAUAUGUAUCUGCAAUUCUAACUGCUAUAUGGUAAAUGCACAGUGGUAUUGUUGUAGAGAAAGGUCUUUGGUUGUCACAGCUCACGUGCAGAUAUUACAUUGAGUUUCUCACAUCUGGGUCUAAUUUUGUAUGUCUGAAAAAUGCAAAAGAAGACAGUGCUCCUCUAGUUUAAAUGUGAGACUCCCUUCACUUUGCCAGUCCUCUCACCCAAUUGAGAUGCUAUCAGGCAUGUCCUGCCAGUCUCUUCUGUUUAAUUUUAUGACCCGCCCUCCCCCACCCCCUCACCUGACCCCACCCUCGCUUGAAAUGUUUAAACACCUCUCCUCUGCAUGUCCUUGUGGUCACGGUUAGAUGGGUGCAUGGUAAAAAAGCAGCAGAAAAUUCUUUUCCAGUCAGUGAAAGUGUAUUUCAUUUAACAUUCAGCAAUAAAAAAGAACCUUUCCCCCAUGUCAUUCCUGAAAUAUGCUAGGAAAAAAAAGAAAAAAAUGGGAGAUUGUCAUAGAUUGUAAAAUAAAAUGAAAAAUGAAUCCA